AAAGCAAUCAGCAGCGUAACAUUUUUAUUCGGUAAAGCCAUGAUUAGCCUUGUUUGAAUCGAUUUGAACGUCAGUUUACGUGGCUAUGAAGGGUGGUUACCAAGAUUUUCCAGAGGCAAGUCUUACCAGUGGCUGAAGUUACCGUUUUUGAUCGAGUCUUCCUGUUCAUCUGAUAAUGUUUUCUUUGAAGACUAUGAUGGCCUCGAAGGCUACCAAGCAGACUUCAACUGCAGCAUCCAAGAUAAAAAAUAAGCUUCUCAAUACCUCGUCCUUCUUCAAGGUCUCUUUGAAGACCAACAACAAAGCCUUAGCUCUGGCCUUGCAAGCCCAGAAGAAGAGAAGCAGCCAGCUGGAGAUGGAGGUCAUGCACCUGCAGAAACAAGUGGACGCUCUCUGCUUUGAAUUAGCCACCAAGAAAUACAAGCACAGAAAACUGCUCCUUAUCUUGAACACCUUCCGUAGUAAUACUUUGCAGCACCUGGACAUGGUGGCAGACCUGUUCUCUGACAGCGAUUGUCAGAGCCUUUCAGGAGAUUCCCGGAUCUCGUCUGGUGACAUCAGAAGGGAAAAUCUUGCAGCUGGAAGUCAGUUGCCGCUGCAGACAGGUGUUUCAAGGAAUUUGUGGUGUACCAGCAAAAACACAACAUCUGCCCUGCUUGAAAAAAACAUCAACGAGGAUUUCUCCACUUUUCCGGAUACACGUGAAAAGUCGACUGAUGUUUGCAACGAUAACACAGAAGCUGAAAAAAGGCUGUCCACCCAGUGCGCACAGACUGCCCAUAUAGAAGCGUCUGGCAUGGCCAAUACUGCGAGGGAAGAUGUGGAGAAUCCCUCUCAGUCCCAGGCUGAUAUUCAUUCCGUCGUCUCUGUUCAGAACAGUCAGACUUGUGAAAAAUCCACACCAUCCCUUUCUGGAGAUCAGAAUCUUCCCAGUGUCUCCACCAUGGAAGGUGAAACACAGCUUGGCAAAAAUCAAGAGAAAACUGUUUUGCUCAAUGCUACCAUGGAGAUGACCUUAAGUGAAGCCACUGAGAUAGUCACUGUGGAAACCAAAGCGAAAAAAAAAGUCAGCUCUGGCAGAAAGGACAAGGAGCAAAGCUGCGGCUCAAGUAUAGAAGUGCAGAAGUCUGCAUCUUUGUUACAAGCACAUAAAAAGCCGCUGAAGGAUCAAAGUACUGCCACUGUCACUCGCAUUCCUAAACUGGGCAAGCAUCAGAAAGUAUCAAAGGAUAAAGUCAAAUCUUCUGACCGCACUAACAUCACAAAUGUAGACCAAAUGGAUGUGGAAGAUUACUUCUCUGAUCCUAAAAUUAGGUUUUCAAGCACCAGCAGAAGUGUGGCUGAAGAAGCAAGUUCCAAAAUAACAUGCAGGAAGUCCAGAGCUAAAGGAAAGAGGGCCUCUUCAGUAACCAGGAAAAGUUUAUUCACUGUGCCGUCUGAUGAAAGUGAGAGCAGCCAAUCCCACCAGGAGAAAGUCCAAAAACCUGAAGUGGGAGACGAAAGCUUACAGUCUCAAGUCUCUGAGGACGCUCUGCUUUGUGCACAACCAGAGUCAGAGCAUGUGGAGCGUCUGUCCUUUAGCAAAACUAAUACUGUGAAUAAUUUUAGGGGAGGUCACAAAUCAAGAUGCAGGGAAACAUUUGUUAUCUCAAUAACCAGCGACAGUGACUCACCAGAGCAUGAUGUGGCGCCUCCUACAGGAUCCAGCUUUCAGGCAGAAGAAGCAGUCAUGAAGAAAAGCGUUGUUGGACGUUUAGAAUCAAGCAAUCGUUCAAAGACUCGGCGCUCUGGGAAGCGAUCCUGGGUGGCCACUCAGGACUCUGGGAACUGUCAAAAAGACUCGAGUAGCGGUGACAGUGGUGAAGCACUGCCACUGGACUGGCAGGCGGCUUUAGGAUCACAGUUUCAAAAACCUAAAAAAUCCAGGAGAGACAAAACAGGGCAGCCCUGCACGAACAAAGUGGUGCAGCGAGAAGAGGGUGAUGACUUGUUAGAUGACAAGACGAAGAAAAAAGACAACAAAGACUUAAGAUCUGAGAGUGAAACAUGUUAUUCUCCUGACCCUAGAGACGCCUCCGCUCUCUGCCUUGAUUCUGAAAUCGCUAAAGAUCAAUUACAUGAUUUACAAAUGCUCGACUCACAUUCUGUCAUCAGCGAAAAGCAUGAAAUCUUUGAACAUCUGAAUGAUUCGCAGUCCAGGAGGGAUUCGAGUCCCACAUCAUCUAGAAAUGUAUUCAUGCUGAACACAGCCACGGAAACCAGAUAUCCCAGGAAGACUUUUGUUGUCUACAGACGAAAAACUAAGAACAGAAGUGGAUGUAGUUCUGAAAACACCACCAGGAUGUCGAAUGCAUCGGACACCUGCAGUCACACGGUGGACACCAGCGACCAGGCAGUUCAUCAGAAUGUGGGCAACCUGCUGAUGGAUGAGCUGCCGCCGUGGCUGGACGUGGAUAACAGCACAGCUCACAUCAGUGUGGACUCUCUACCCGCCACUCCAAGCAGGGAAACACCAGGCAGGCUCGCGACAAUAGGAACGGCUGAAGCCUCUCCAGCACUGCAUGGAGCAUGCUAUGAUGCUGUGCUUAGCAGUACCUCAGGAAGAAGCAGAGUCUUAUCGACAGUAACCAACACUUUGACAACACCAGACUGUGAAAAUGGAGAGAGAAGCAGGAGACGGAGACCUGGGAAGGGUGCCGUGAGUUACAAGGAGCCGCCUCUCAACAGCAAAAUAAGGCGUGGAGAUAAAUUCACUGACACCACAUUCCUGAGUUCUCCUGUGUUUAAGGAUGGCCGGAAGAAGAAGAAGAAGAAGGCGAAGAUGACUGUCGACUGAUAAUUUGCCUUUUUUCCAUUUUACUGUUUUUAAAAAUGAUUUUAAGCUGUUUUCUUAUUAAAAUUGUUUGCUAAAAUCAUUUUUCUACAGAUUCGACCAGAAAGUAUU
This is a messenger RNA of Pelmatolapia mariae (spotted tilapia), 2944 nucleotides long. It is a transcript of the gene sgo2, whose product is annotated as shugoshin 2. Gene Ontology annotation, cellular component: chromosome, centromeric region; kinetochore. The coding region runs from base 176 to 2836 and encodes 886 amino acids. Gene Ontology annotation, biological process: meiotic sister chromatid cohesion. The record is from RefSeq and is a predicted model, not a curated record. The transcript has 10 exons. NCBI's taxonomy places the organism in Eukaryota, Metazoa, Chordata, Actinopteri, Cichliformes, Cichlidae.